AUGAUUUCUACAAUAUUGCAUCAGCGUACACGUUUUGUGAAUUCUUCACUAAAUACUUCACUUUUUAAAUGCAAAUUCCAUCUUACUGCAUCCAUUCUAACUUUAAAGCAGCUUGACAUUAUACCUGUUCGUUGUCGCAUUACCAAUUCUCUGUUAAAUAAACGCAAUCAUUCAUAUAAAGCCUUAAACUAUUUUAAUAAACUUUCUUUAGAUGGUAAACGUCGAUAUCAAACUAAUAGUUUAAAUCUCAGAAAAGUGCAACGUUCGAAAGAUAUAAUCGAACGAAAAAAAGUUAAAGAAUGGGGUGAUUUAUCAACCAGACAAAAAGUUGCAAAAGCUGCCAAGACAACGACAAAUAUUAGUGUAAUUGUGAUAGGAGUUGGUGUUCUUGGCAUAAUAUUAUAUUACAUUGUAUCGGAACUAUUUGGUCCAAAAAGUUCUACCAAAGUGUUUAAUGAAUCAUUGGAAAAAAUUAGAAACAAUCAGGAAUGCCAGAAGUUUUUAGGCACGCCAAUAAAAGGACAUGGGAUUCCAGUUCCAAAUUCAAGAUUACGUAAUCCUAGAGCCCGUCUUCGAGACGUGAUAAACACGGAUGGUACACCACAUCGAAUAAUGCAGUUUUAUGUAGAAGGCCCUUUGACUAAUGGAAAUGCAUUACUGGAUAUGAUUAAGGAUAAUCAAGGAAAUUGGGUUAUAAAAUAUUUAGUGGUCACCGUACAUGGGUAUGGUAAACGCAUCUAUAUUGAAUACAACGAUGAUGUGAAUGAUAAAGAAAAAUGA
Molecule: messenger RNA, 780 nt
Organism: Cetraspora pellucida
Lineage: Eukaryota; Fungi; Glomeromycota; Glomeromycetes; Diversisporales; Gigasporaceae
Source: the annotation of a GenBank genome assembly